AGAGCUACCUGCUAAUUAAGCUAAGUUGUUCUUUUCAUUUUAAUUCACUGCUACAAUCUCAAAUAUAUAUAUAGAGAGAGCAAUUGAGAUGGAGGGUUUAGCACCUGGGAUUCGUUUUUAUCCUACAGAAGAAGAACUGGUCUCGUUUUAUCUUCAUCAUAAGCUAGAAGGGGAGAGAGACGAUCUGAAUCGGCUCAUGGAUCGUGUCAUACCCGUCCUUGAUAUAUAUGAGUACAGUCCAUGGCAACUUCCACAAUAUGCAGGAGAGUUCUCCCAUGGAGAUCCUGAACAGUGGUUUUUCUUUAUAAAAAGACAAGAAAAUGAGGCUCGUGGAGGGAGGCCAAGGCGACUUACGACUGCCGGAUACUGGAAAGCUACUGGUUCUCCUGGUUAUGUUUACUCUUCCAACAAUCGAUGCAUCGGCGUGAAAAGAACCAUGGUUUUCUACACCGGCAGGGCCCCACUUGGACGAAAAACUGAAUGGAAAAUGAACGAAUACAAAACAAUAGAAGGUGAAGCGUUCUCUUCAACUGGUGCAAAUCCAACGCUAAGGCAUGAGUUCAGUUUGUGUCGGGUUUACAAGAAAUCAAAACGCUUAAGAUCAUUUGAUAGACGACCAAUUGGAGCGGAGAUAGGCCGGAGAAGUGCUCAUCAGAAAAUUCAGAGUGAUGAGGGGGCAAAAGCUAGAAUCCAUCAAAACCCUGAAAUGGUAGAGAGAAGAAGCUCACCUGCGAGUUCAUCCUCAGGAGACCAUGGCUGCUGUUUCAAUCAAACUGGUGAAGGAAGUAGCAUGCAAAUGGCUGCUUCUCCAGGAGAUGACCCUCUUUGGGAUUUGGACCAAUUGCAUCAUUGGUUUAAUUGUUUGGAGGAUAUGUAGCUCAACCCAUGUUGCACCCAGA
Molecule: messenger RNA, 899 nt
Organism: Manihot esculenta (cassava)
Lineage: Eukaryota; Viridiplantae; Streptophyta; Magnoliopsida; Malpighiales; Euphorbiaceae
Product: NAC domain-containing protein 90
Exons: 3
Coding region: 89-877 (262 amino acids)
Biological process (GO): regulation of DNA-templated transcription
Molecular function (GO): DNA binding
Source: RefSeq, a predicted model, not a curated record